This is a messenger RNA of Parnassius mnemosyne (clouded apollo), 252 nucleotides long. The record is from the annotation of a GenBank genome assembly. Lineage: Eukaryota; Metazoa; Arthropoda; Insecta; Lepidoptera; Papilionidae.
AUGUCGGAGACAGACCCUAGCAUCAUGGCGGUGGUGGCGCCAAACUCGGUCAUCAUACUGGAGGGCCAGCGCAACUGGAGCGUGUGGAAAUUCCAAGUGACAGUGGUAUGUGAUGAUGAAUAUAGAAUUUUAAAUUUGAAUUCCAAGUUUGCAGGUGCAAAUCGUGAUUCCUUUAUAAGGGGAAAACAGUGGUUUAAACACAUACAUGCAAUCUUUGCACCAAAAUGGAGAAAUUGUCUGGCUUUUAGGUAA